AUGGCUGCACGGGAGGCCGCCCACGAGCGGGUGUCCACCUUCCUGGUGUCCUCCGACAGGGCCCAGGCCAGCGGCAACGAGAUACGAGAGGCCCUGGAGUCCAGCAACGAUGAGGCCAAGGUGGAGGCCAUGGAGAAGGCCAUCGCCGCCCUGCUGGCGGGGGAGCAGCUGCCAGCCCUGUUCAUCACCAUCGUGCGCUAUGUGCUGCCAUCCGAGAACCACCAAGUCCAGAAGCUCCUCCUCCUCUACCUUGAAACCAUCGAGAAGACGGACGCCAACGGCAAGCUCCUGCCCGAGAUGAUCCUGAUCUGCCAGAACCUGAGGAACAGCCUGCAGCACCCCAACGAAUUCAUACGGGGGGUGACGCUGCGCUUUCUCACCCGCAUCCGCGAGGAGGAGCUGCUGGAGCCCCUGGUGCACUCAGUGCUGGCCAACCUGGAGCACCGGCACUCGUAUGUGCGCAAGAACGCGGUGCUGGCCCUGGAUGCCAUCUGGAAGCUGCCGCGCGGGGAGCUGCUGGCCCCCGACGCGCCCGAGGUGGUGGAGCGCCUGCUGGCGGGCGAGGCGGACCUGUCCACGCGGCGCAACGCCUUCCACCUGUUGGUCAACCACGCGCGCGACCGGGCCGUGGCGUACCUGCUGAGCAACGCGGACCGCGUGGCGGAGUGGGGCGACGUGCUCCAGAUCGCGGCGCUGGACCUGACGCGCCGCGUCUGCGGCGACGACCCCGCCCAGCGCCCCCGCUUCCUCAAGGUGGUCCUGGCCCUGCUCCAGGCGCGCAGCACGGCGGUCGUGUACGAGGCGGCGGUGACGCUGUCGGACAACAACGUGCGCCUGAUCGUGCUGGACCGGCUGGAGGAGCUGGCGGCGCGGCACCCGGAGGUAAUGCGCGAGGCGCUGAUGGGCGUGCUGCGCGCGCUGGCCGCGCCCGACCUGGACGUGCGGCGCAAGGCCCUGGACCUGGCACUGGACCUGGUCACGCUGCGCAGCGUGGAGGAGGUGGUCGGCGUGCUGCGCAAGGAGUACCGCGCGCUGCUGGUCGCGGCGCUGCACGCCUGCGCCGCGCGCUUCCCGGCCGUCGCCGGCGCCGUGCUGGACGGGCUGGCGGACUUCCUGGGCGACGCCAGCGCGGCGGCGGCGCUGGACGUCGCGCACUUCCUGCGCGAGCUGGCGGAGACCAACCCGGAGCUGCGCCCCGCCGCGCUGGACCGCGCGAUCGAGGGCUUCCCGGCCGUGCGCGCGCCGCGCGUGGCCGGCGCGGUGCUCUGGAUCCUGGCCGAGUACUGCACGUCGCGCGAGGACAUCCACCGCGUCAUCCAGCUGGUCAAGGAGUGCGUGGGGCGGCUGCCCCUGGUGCCCGGCGAGGGGGAGGAGGCGGCCGACGGUGGCGGUGAGGAGGGGCGGGACGCCCCCGCCUCCCCCGCCGCGGCCUCGGUGGCGGGGCCCAUCGCGCGCUCACGCCCCGCGGUCCUGGCCGACGGCAGCUACGCGACGCAGACCGCGCUGCCCGGGUCGCCACACGGCGGCGCCCUCGCCGGCGGCCACGCGGCCGCGCCGGGCGUGCCGCACCUGCGCGCCGCGCUGCUGGCCGGCGACGGCUUCCUGGCCGGCAUCCUGGCCGCCAGCCUGACCAAGCUGGUGCUGCGCCUGCGCACGACGCGCGCGCUGCCCGCCCCCGCGCUCAACGCGCUGACCGCGGAGCUGAUGCUGCUGGUGGCCUCGGCCCUGCGCGCGUGCGAAGCCGCGGCCGCCGCCGACGGCGGCGCCGGCGAGGGGCCCGACGCCGACGCGCUGGAGCGCGCGCCCGCGGCGCGCGCGUCCAGGCCCGACGUCGGCUCAUCCAUGAAGACGACCGAGGGGUUAGCCACCAGCUCCACCGCCAGGGUGAGGCGCUUGCGCUGCUCCACCGACAGCCCCGACACACCGGGGGAGCCGACAAAGGCGCCGCGCAGGCGGUCCAGCUCCACCAGGGUCAUGACCUCCUCCACGAAUGCCUCGCGCGUGGCGGCGUCCACCGUCGUGGGCAGGCGCAGGCGCGCGCUGAACUGGCAGGCCUCGUGCACGGUGGCCUGCGGGAUGUGGAUGUCGGUCUGCUCCACGUACCCCAUCACCCGCGCAAAGGUGCGGUCCUGCUUGGGGUGCCCGUUCACGCGGAUGUCGCCCGUAAUCACGCCCUCCGUCUUGCGCCCCGCCAGCACGUCCAUCAGCGUCGUCUUGCCCGCGCCCGACGCGCCCAUCAGCGCCGUCAGCACGUGGGGGCGGAAGGCGCCGUUGAUGUUCUUCAGCAGGCGCAGCUGGCCGGCGUGCGGGCCCUCGCCCCCCGUGUCGGCCUUGCCCCGGUCGAGGUCCUUUGGCAGGGGGACCGAGUAG
Molecule: messenger RNA, 2370 nt
Organism: Auxenochlorella protothecoides
Lineage: Eukaryota; Viridiplantae; Chlorophyta; Trebouxiophyceae; Chlorellales; Chlorellaceae
Product: Coatomer subunit beta-1
Exons: 5
Coding region: 1-2370 (789 amino acids)
Biological process (GO): intracellular protein transport; endoplasmic reticulum to Golgi vesicle-mediated transport; intra-Golgi vesicle-mediated transport
Cellular component (GO): COPI vesicle coat; cytoplasm
Source: RefSeq, a predicted model, not a curated record